Messenger RNA from Dibothriocephalus latus, 936 nucleotides. Lineage: Eukaryota; Metazoa; Platyhelminthes; Cestoda; Diphyllobothriidea; Diphyllobothriidae. The record is from the annotation of a GenBank genome assembly.
GAUGAGGAAUACGAGGAAGACCAAGAGGAGGAAAGGGAGAAGAAUGACGAAGAGGAGGAAGAGAAAGAGAAGGAAAAGGAAUAUCCAACCACCGGCUCCUGCGAGAAUGAGGAAUACGAAGAAUACCAAGAGGAGGAAAUGGAAGAGGAGAAUGACGAAGAGGAGGAAGAGCAAGUGAAGGAGAAUGAUCAUCCAACCACCGGCUUCAGCGAGGAUGAGGAAUACGAGGAAGACCAGGAGGAGGAAGUGGAGGAUGAGGAGGAGGCGGAUGGAGAAGAGGAGGAAGAGCCAGAGAAGGAGGAGGAGGAGGACGACGAUGACUAUGAUGAGGAGGAAUGUGAUGAUAAUGGGGAGGAUGAAGGGGAGGAAGAGGAGGGGGAGGAGGGGGAGGAGAUGGAGGAGGAAGGGGAGGAGGCGGGCAGGUAUACCCGAGUGCCGUCUCCUUCAAGUUGUGCGUCGCACCUUCGCAGUAUCUCAAGUCCAGAGGUGGAAGGGCCUCGCAAGCGAGUGCCGAAAAGUCCAUCAACGAAGUCCUAUCAGGAGACGAACUCGCUGCGCCGCCACCUCCCCCGACGUCCUUGUGGGGUUCUGAUGCUGGUUCGUUGGGAGCAAGAACCCACGAAGCGUGCAGACGAUACCUCCCAGGACGUCAGCUCCUCCAUUUACGACUGGCCGUGGCCCCCUAUCACCACGAGGGAGAUCGCGGUCCAGGCCUCUCCUCCCCCCGACGAUUCAGCAGUUUCUACGCCGGUGUCCUUCAUGGGUGCUAGUGAAGUCUUCAAGGACCUUUUUAGUGAAAGUUCGAAUGGGCGAGAGCAGGCACAAAAGGAUAGAGCAACGGGGGCGGGUGAUACGAUGCCCCAGGAAGAAGAAGAACCCACGAAGGAUGAUAAGCAGACCUCGACCUUACCACCACCACCACCACAGUCUGAAGUG